UAUGUAAAGGCAUUUCCUUUCAACCUAAGUUCAUUUUUUAAAGGGAAAUUUAGCAAAUAUAUAUAUUUAUUAGUCGAAAAUCAUUACUCUUCAGUCCUUCUAGGUAAUAUCUUGAUAGUGCAUGGAUUGUUGAAUAAUAAAAAGAUUAAUCAAAAAAAUAAAGAUCUAUUUAUUAUAUUUAUCUCAGUAUUUUUUCAAUUUUUAUUCAUUAGGUAUACCAAAAAUUAUGUCUGUAAAAGACUUUUUGAAGUGGCGUGGCUGAUACUAAAUUUAUCUUGUUUAUAAAUUACAUAAUGUAUCAUUGAUUCACAGUUUCAUUAAGAAUUUCGAAUCGUUUGCAGAGGAGACAUGGCAUCAGACAAUUAAAAUCAUUAUCUAAUCUGGCUGCCUAGAUGUUAGGUAAAACAAAUGCAAUGGUCAUAACAGCAAGAAAAUUCUAUUGAAUAUUCA
Molecule: messenger RNA, 450 nt
Organism: Paramecium octaurelia
Lineage: Eukaryota; Ciliophora; Oligohymenophorea; Peniculida; Parameciidae
Source: the annotation of a GenBank genome assembly